UCAUGUGAGCGGGAUUUAUCUACCUUUUCACAACAUUCACUGAUGCCAAUUCCAUUACUGCAGAAUGGAAAUUCUGUUUGGAUUGCACACCCUGGGGAGCAUAACUUCCAUCGUCCUGCUUAUUCUUCUGAUGUGUAUGUUAUAUUCUCCAAUUAAAAGCUACAUACAUAAAUGGAGGGAGAUGAAACCAAUUCCAGGAAUGGAGCAUGCCUUCCCAUUCAUUGGUAAUGCUUUGCAGUUCAAAGCUAAUGCAGGAGAAUUUUUCAACCAGAUUGUUGAGGGGACUAAUGAAAACAGACACAGGCCUCUCGUGAAGGUCUGGGUGGGACCCAUCCCCUUCCUUGUUUUAUUUCAUGCAGAGACAAUUGAGGCGGUCCUCAGCAAUUCCAAGCAUCUAGAUAAAUCUUAUCCCUACAGAUUUCUGCACCCUUGGCUUGGCACAGGUUUACUCACCAGUACGGGAGACAAGUGGCGCAGUCGACGCAAAAUGCUGACCCCGACAUUUCACUUUUCUAUUCUCACUGACUUCCUGGAGGUUAUGAAUGAGCAGAGUGAUAUUUUGACCCAGAAGAUGCUGAAACAUGUAGGCGGAGAACCAUUUAACUGCUUCAGCUACAUUACACUCUGUGCCUUGGACAUUAUAUGCGAAACCGCAAUGGGCAAAAGUAUCUAUGCACAGAGUAAUGCUGACUCUGAAUAUGUCCAGACGGUGUAUAAGAUGAGUGACAUCAUCACUCGGAGACAGAGAGCACCGUGGUGGUGGCCUGACUGGAUUUAUAAUGUGUUAGGAGAGGGUAAAGAGCAUGCAAAGAGACUCAAGAUUUUACACUCCUUCACUGCAGGUGUGAUCAAAGAGAGAGCAGAGCAAUCGAGUGAAGGAUCUGACAAUGAUUCAGACCGUUGCCUAAGAAAGAGAAGGGCCUUCUUGGACAUGCUGUUAAAAACCAAAGAUGAUGCUGGUGCUGUGCUGAGCCACGAGGACAUUCAGGAGGAAGUGGACACCUUCAUGUUUGAGGGGCACGACACCACAGCAGCUUCCAUGAACUGGGCCUUACAUCUGAUCGGCUCUCAUCCAGAAGUCCAGAAGAAAGUACAGGCAGAGCUGCAGGAGGUGUUUGGUUCAUCACAGCGCCAUGUGGGAGUGGAGGAUCUAAAAAGACUGCGCUACCUGGAGUGUGUGAUCAAGGAGAGUCUGCGAAUCUUCCCUGCAGUGCCGCUGUUUGCGCGUAGCAUCUGUGAGGAUUGUACAAUAAAUGGUUUCAAAGUUCCAGAAGGAGUAAAUGCUGUGAUCAUCCCAUACGCUCUCCAUCGUGAUCCUCGUUUCUUUCCGGAGCCUGAGGAGUUUAGACCAGAGCGCUUCCUUCCAGAGAACAGCACAGGAAGACACCCGUAUGCAUACAUCCCGUUCUCCGCUGGUGCUCGAAACUGCAUUGGCCAGCGAUUUGCUAUGAUGGAAGAGAAGGUAGUUCUUGCCACAGUGUUACGUCACUUUGAAGUGCAGGCGUGUCAGAGUCGUGAAGAGCUGAGACCCCUGGGGGAGCUCAUCCUCCGUCCAGAGAAGGGCAUUUGGAUCCAACUAGACAAGAGGGCCAACUAAACCCGAGUCACGUCUUGCAUGCAAUGUAUGUAGUUCUUCAGGUAUGGGGCAGAGAGAUUUUGGCUGUCAUUUGUGGUACAUUACAGUCAGCACACACACAUGCAUGGCAUAGGAAUUCUCUUGUACUCAAACUGUAGACUUUGAGACACUACUUUGUGUGUUCCAGUGCAUCCAGUAGAAACCUACAGUUUUCCAUGCUUUAAAUAUCAUACAGUGAGGGAUAUUUGCUCUUUUCUGUAGCACACUGUAUAUACAUUAGUUAACAAGAUAUUUAAAAAAAAAAAUAAAAACAAACUGCAUCAAUAA
Molecule: messenger RNA, 1903 nt
Organism: Ictalurus punctatus (channel catfish)
Lineage: Eukaryota; Metazoa; Chordata; Actinopteri; Siluriformes; Ictaluridae
Product: cytochrome P450 4V2
Exons: 11
Coding region: 65-1597 (510 amino acids)
Molecular function (GO): heme binding; iron ion binding; oxidoreductase activity, acting on paired donors, with incorporation or reduction of molecular oxygen
Source: RefSeq, a predicted model, not a curated record